AUGGAUGUCUACAUAUCGGAACACUUUGUGUUGCCUCAGCUUAGUAUCUACAACGAGACUACUGAUCCGGACGAUCACGUGCAAGCCUUCUCCACGCGGAUGGCUUUCAGAACCGGUAACCGAGCUAUAUGGUGUCGAGCUUUCUCUUUGUCGCUAGAAGGAGAGGCGUUGGAAUGGUUUAACUCAUUACCUCCCAACUCCAUCCAGAGUUUUGAGGGAUUGAAGGAGAUGUUCGACAGACAAUUUGCCAGUAGCCGCACCCAAGACCCGACAGUCUUUGAACUUUCAAAUCUCAAGCAAGGUAAGGAAGAAACCCUAAAAACAUUCAUGGACCGGAAAUGCCCCAUAACCAUGGAGGAGCUGAGGGACCGGGCAGCCGACGAAGUGAGGGUGGAGGAAAUGAAGCAGGCAUACAAGAAGGAGGCUCAGGAAAGUAAGGAAAGGGUGGAGGGUAAGAGGCCGGAGGGUCAAACCGCGAGGCCGGUCGGAUUUAAGCCGAGAGAGCUGCCUAGGGGACCCCGCUUCCAACAGUAUACCCCUUUGAAUGCUCACCCAGCGCAUAUCUUACAAGAGGCGCUCAACAUUAACCUCAUCCCGCUGUUAAAGAAGCGACCCACCCCACCUGGAGCCGACAACAACAAGCACUGCCUCUACCACCAAAACCAAGGGCACACUACAGAGGAGUGCGUCACUUUAAGAGAUAAGAUUGAAGAAUUGAUCAAGGUCGGCCAGUUGAGGCAAUAUAUUAGGACCGCUAGCAAUACCAUGUUGCAUGAGCGCCAUAGAAGCCCUGUGAGGAGAGAUGAUCGUAGCAGAAGUCGCCGGCCGCCGUACAAAGAAGAUCGACCAAGGUAUGAAAAACGACGUAGUAGGAGUCGUAGCCGAAGUAAGGACCGCCCUAUUAGGGGGCGAAUAAAUACCAUAUCCGGCGGGUUUGCUGGAGGCGGGCCGUCAUCAUCGGCCAGAAAACGCCACGUCCGAGCAUUACGGUCGGUCAACAGUAUUCGGUCAACCCGAAAAUCCAUGCCACCCAUCACUUUCACCGACGAAGAUUUUCACGCGCCAGACUUGGACCAAAACGAUCCCAUGGUAAUCACGACUGAGAUCGCCCAGUACGAAAUGGGCAAAGUCUUGAUAGACCAGGGAAGCUCCACCAAUAUCCUCUAUUGGAAGACGUUCCAGCAGAUGGACUUGUCGGAUGAUCUAAUUGUGUCAUUCCAAGAGCAGAUAGUAGGAUUCGCCGGUGAGCGAGUGGACAUGCAUGGGUAUGUCGACUUGCACACACGGUUGGGCACUGGCCGAGAAGGGGAGGAGAAGAAAAUUCGAUACUUGUUGGUAGACGCAAACACUUCGUAUAAUGUUUUGCUUGGCCGGCCAUGCUUAAACACAUUUGGCGUUAUUGUAUCAACUCCCCAUUUGACUAUGAAGUAUCCGACCGAGCAGGGGCGGGUAAUCAUAGUUAAGGCAGACCAGAAAACAACCACAGAGUGUUAUGCGGCCGGUUUGAAGAUGUAUCCACGCACCUGCCGGGCCAAAAUGGCUAGAUCGGAGGUGGCAAUGGCUGAUUUGGAUCCUCGUACGAACACUGACGAUCGCAUUGAGCCACACGGGGAGCUACGACCGAUCAAGGUGGGGACAAACGAUGGUCAAAAUACCAUGAUGGCUAGCGACCUCGACCCGGAUGUGGAAGAGAAGCUAAAAGCGACCUUGUGGAAAAAUCGAGACAUGUUCGCUUGGACGGCAGCAAACAUGCCUAACAUCCACCCAUCAGUCAUAACACACCGACUGGCUCUAUUUAAGGAGGCUAAGCCAGUAGCCUAG
Molecule: messenger RNA, 1821 nt
Organism: Vigna radiata var. radiata (mung bean)
Lineage: Eukaryota; Viridiplantae; Streptophyta; Magnoliopsida; Fabales; Fabaceae
Exons: 2
Coding region: 1-1821 (606 amino acids)
Source: RefSeq, a predicted model, not a curated record